Colletotrichum karsti is the source of this 2106-nucleotide messenger RNA. RefSeq names its product ubiquitin-like activating enzyme. The record is from RefSeq and is a predicted model, not a curated record. Gene Ontology annotation, cellular component: SUMO activating enzyme complex; cytoplasm. The transcript is spliced from 5 exons. Gene Ontology annotation, molecular function: SUMO activating enzyme activity. NCBI's taxonomy places the organism in Eukaryota, Fungi, Ascomycota, Sordariomycetes, Glomerellales, Glomerellaceae. Gene Ontology annotation, biological process: protein sumoylation. The coding region runs from base 1 to 2106 and encodes 701 amino acids.
AUGGAUCCCAAAACGACAGACGCAGCCGCAGCUGCACCAACCACCGCGGAAUCGACCGCGCCCCCAGCGACGGCGACGGCGACGGCAUCGGCGCCCCCAGCACAAGAGCAGCAGCAGCAGCAGCAGCAACCCGUACAACAGCAACCCGCCGCCGCUCCUGCUGCUGCCGCGCAGCCUACUGCGCAAACAGUUCAACAGCGACAGCCUGCCGUCCCAUCGCGUGACAAGUUCUUCCAACAGUCGCUCGGUGGUUCGUUGAACGCAAACGUGAAGAAGGCGCGCGUUCUGAUGGUCGGUGCUGGCGGUAUCGGAUGCGAACUCCUCAAGAACCUUGUCCUCACAGGCUACGGCGAAAUUCACGUUGUCGAUCUCGAUACCAUCGACCUGAGCAACCUCAACCGCCAAUUCCUCUUCCGACACGAGCACAUCAAGAAGUCCAAGGCUUUGGUUGCCAAGGACGCCGCCCAACCCUUCAAUCCCAAGGUCAAGAUCGUCGCGCACCAUGCGAACAUCAAGGACUCCCAGUUCAAUACCAGAUGGUUCAAGGACUUCAACAUCGUCUUCAAUGCGCUGGACAACCUCGAGGCCAGACGGCACGUGAACAGAAUGUGCUUGGCCGCAGAUGUGCCCCUCAUCGAGAGCGGUACGACAGGAUUCAACGGCAACGUUCAGGUCAUCAAGAAGGGCGUCACCGCGUGCUACGACUGUACUCCCAAGGAGACUCCAAAGUCAUUCCCCGUCUGCACCAUCCGCAGCACGCCAAGCCAGCCUAUUCACUGCAUCGUGUGGGGCAAGAGCUACCUCCUUAGCGAGAUCUUCGGAGCCAGCGAGGACAAGUCCGCGUUCGACAACUCGGCCGAUGCCGACAACGCCAAGGAGAUCGAGGAGCUGAAGAAGGAGGCGGCAGCUCUGCGCGCGAUUCGCGAUGCUUUGGGCACUGAGGCCUUCCCUCAGCUUCUCUUCGACAAGGUGUUCAACAGCGACAUCGUGCGAUUGGCGUCAAUGGAGGACAUGUGGAAGUCCAGGAGAAAGCCCGAGCCUCUGGACUACAAGAAGCUGUCCGAGCAGUCUGCAGAAUCUCUCGGUGCGAAGGACACGAUCCUGCAGGAGGGUCAGAAGGUGUGGAGCUUGGAGGAGAAUUUUGCCGUCUUCGUCGACAGCUUGGAAAGGCUUAGCAAGCGCAUGCAAGAGCUGAAGAAGGCACAUCAGGAUGGCGGAGCUGAGCCUCUGAUUACUUUUGACAAGGAUGACGAAGACACGCUUGACUUCGUUACCGCAAGCGCAAACAUUCGUUCAUCAAUAUUCGGCAUCGAGCUCAAGUCUCGCUUCGACAUCAAGCAAAUGGCCGGUAACAUCAUCCCUGCAAUCGCGACGACGAAUGCCAUCGUCGCAGGUCUGUGUGUUCUUCAGUCGUUCAAGGUGCUGAAGGGCGAAUACACCAAGACGAAGGAGGUGUUCAUCUCUCCUCACAAUCCUGCCCGUCUCCUCAGCACGAGCAACUACCGGGCUCCCAACCCAGAUUGCCCAGUCUGUAGCGUAUAUCAGACGACCGUCUCUGUCGACCUGUCCAGAGCCACGCUCAAGGAUCUCGUCGAAGACUUUGUGCGCCUGGAGCUUGGCUUUGGCGAGAAGGAGUUUGCUGUCAACAACGACGUUGGCCCCCUCUAUGACCCCGACGAGACCGAGAACCUGUCCAAGAAACUCAGCGACUUGGGAAUCACGGAAGACUCCUUCCUUACUGUUAUUGAUGAAGACGACGACGAGCCCUUCGUCAACGUCGUCAUCAGUAUACAAGAAUCCAAGGAGCCUCUUGAAGACAAGCCCGUCAAGGGUUUGGCCGUUGACCAAAAGCCCGAGAUUCCUCGCAAGCCCAAGAAGGAGACACCUGCGCCAACGGCGGAAUCGAAUGGCACUGGCCAACAGAACGGCAAGCACUCGCUAGAGGUAUCGGAGGUUUCUCCAACCACCCUCAAGCGGCCCCGUCCUGAUGAUGGCGAUGAGCCCAUCGAGGCCAAGAAGGCCAAGGUCGCAACUACUAGUGGCAGUGAUGACGUGGUCAUCGUCGAUGAUUCUACAGGUGGAGCCAUCGUGAUUGACGACGACUGA